Naumovozyma dairenensis CBS 421 is the source of this 849-nucleotide messenger RNA. RefSeq lists its product as uncharacterized. The record is from RefSeq and is a predicted model, not a curated record. Bases 1 to 849 code for a protein of 282 amino acids. The transcript has a single exon. Lineage: Eukaryota; Fungi; Ascomycota; Saccharomycetes; Saccharomycetales; Saccharomycetaceae.
AUGCAAAAGCCUUCGAUUAAGUAUCAAGGAAGAAAAAAACCUAAUCAGCGACUGCAAUUUACUCUUUAUAUGUCAGCAGGUACUUCAGUGACAGAUAAAUGGCCUUCUCCUACUGUCAGUUCGAUGUUCUCGACACUGAGAGAAAAAUGCAAACAGAUUACUCAAGUCUCUUUUUUCAGUGGGAAACAUAAUAAAAAAUUCAAAGAGAUCCUCACUACUUCCGAUGUUGUCCAUAGGCCCUUCACUUCUCAAACCUCUAUUUUUGAUCAUAAUGCGAUGAAUGAUGGUUUACAGAACACAGACAAGCCGGUUUAUAACAUGGUAGUACCUUAUUCAAAAUUUCCACCAUUUGUAAACGAAAUAUUUCCAGUGGAAAAUUUAGAAAUAUGGCAUUUAAAUGCUCCAAAUGGACCUCUCCCUUUGGUGGAUAAAGAAGAAGUAGAAAGCCUAAGACAUUCAUUCGAAAAGCUUAAUAUAGUACAAAUUUCAAUAGUGACAGAGGUUUCCGUGGAAGAAGAAAUUUUUCUGAAGGGUUGUUCAAUACAAAACAUGGAUUCCCGUAUUUCAAAGAAGCUGGUUGAAGUUAAAUCAAUAAAUAGGAUAAAACCAAUGGGUGAAGAAAAACUAAUAAAUAAUGUAAAAUCAUUAAUAAAGGACAGAAUACACAUUACAGAGUUGGAUAAUACUUCUAAAACAUUUCUAUUAAACACCUUCCUGUUAGAGAAAUUUUAUCAUGAAGAAAAUCAGUUUAAGAAAACUGUCAUGAAAUGGUUUGAAGAGCAGAAUAAUCAUCCGAAUUUUUAUGAAAUUCAAUACAUGGUAAGAAAUAAUGUAUCUCCCUCAAUAUAG